Messenger RNA from Larimichthys crocea (large yellow croaker), 2902 nucleotides. RefSeq names its product nucleoporin 107 (gene nup107). The transcript has 26 exons. Gene Ontology annotation, cellular component: nuclear pore outer ring; nuclear pore. Gene Ontology annotation, molecular function: structural constituent of nuclear pore. The record is from RefSeq and is a predicted model, not a curated record. Gene Ontology annotation, biological process: protein import into nucleus; post-transcriptional tethering of RNA polymerase II gene DNA at nuclear periphery; mRNA export from nucleus. Bases 127 to 2850 code for a protein of 907 amino acids. Lineage: Eukaryota; Metazoa; Chordata; Actinopteri; Sciaenidae.
GAUGCUAAUGUUGCUAUAAGGAAUGAACGGUGGGGGGCAGCAACCCGCCGGAAGUGAAGACGGACGUCCGACGAAGAAGAAAAAACCCAUUGAGCCUCGUGAAGCGGGAACUGACAGCCCCCCGACAUGGACUGGGGUCAGAAUGAGCUGCCGUCUCCGGUGGUUCGAGACGACGAGGUGACCAUCGCUGCCCGCAGGAGGAGGAAGAAGGUGGCCUUCCCGUCACCCGGCAGCGGCAGCCCCAUCGCCUCCACGGCAACGCCGGCCCGUUCCCUGCUGAGGAACACUCCAGCUUCACUGUACAGACAGGCCGUGACUCCGAGGGUUCCUGAUGUUUCCGCAAUACUGGCUCCAGGAGGCCGAACGCCUCGAUACACGCACACGCCUAGAAACGCCCUCAGCAGUCUCAACCUGGACGACAGCGAUUGGACCAACAGCCUGUACGUCUCGCCUGUCUUUGGCCUGGAGAACACCAGCUUCUUCACCGACGACAUCACCAACCUCAGCUCGGCGCUGCUGAAGGAAGACGACCCCGGCGAGGCUGCCGCGGCCAGUCUGUUCCCGGAGUUCCUCGGCUCGUUCCUCAAACACUCGUCCUCUGCCGUGUUCGAGCUGCUCGAGGAUUAUCAGACGCUCUGCCAGGACAAGGUGGACGUGCUGCAGUCCGUCGUCCUCAGAGCGGGUCAGAACAGUAAAACCGCCGGAGUGCGCUGGCUGCUGCAGCAGGAGAACUGCACCUGGAGACUGAUCACCUCCCUGUACAGGGAUCGAGUCCAGCUGGCGAUGGAGGACGACCUCAUGACAGACAUGGUUGUUCCCAGUGAGAGCGAGAAGGUCGUGGUGGAGCAGCUGUUUCAGCGGGACGCCGUCAUACGACAGAGUCAGCUGGUCGUCGAUUGGCUGGAGAGCAUCGCCAAGGAUCAGAUCGGAGACUUCUCUGACAACAUCGAGUACUACGCCAAGAACGUCUGCUGGGAAAACACACUGCAUGCUCUGAAGCUGAGGAGAAAGAGCGGCACGGCCUUCACCGUUCCUCUGGUCACUGAGCUGGACCCGGACGCUCCUCUCCGGCAGCAGCGCCCGCUCGCUGACCUGGACCGAGAAGACGACGCCCGGCUGCUGAAGAACUUGUUCACGCUGAUCAGAGCGGGCAUGACCGAGGAGGCUCAGAGGCUGUGUAAGCGCUGUGGUCAGGCCUGGAGAGCAGCGACUCUGGAAGGCUGGAAACUGUACCACGACCCCAACAUGACCUCAGGCAGCAUCGAGCUGCAGCCCGUUGAAGGAAACCCUCAGAGAGGAAUCUGGAAGGCGUGCUGCUGGAGGAUGGCUGAAGAGGAGCAGUUAAACAGAUACGAGAGAGCCAUCUACGCCGGCCUGAGCGGAAACCUCAAACCGCUCCUGGCAGUGUGUGAGUCGUGGGAGGACUGUGUGUGGGCGCACUUCAGAGUGAUGGUGGACUCGCUGGUGGAGAAGGAUCUGAUGUCGUCGGGUAUGGCCCACCAGGAGGUGGAGACGCUGCCACGGGAAUACCUGGAGGCCAACUGGUCCAUGGAGAAAGUGUUUGAGGAGCUUCAAGCUUCUGAGACGAAGAGGGUGUUGGAGGAGACACGUGAACAUUACCACGUCAUCCAGAAGUUCGUCAUCCUGGGAGACCUGGACGGUCUGCUGGAGGAGUUUUCCGAUUGGCUGGCAGCCUCUAAGCCCCUCCCCUCCCACCUGCUGCGUUUCAUGACUCACCUCGUGCUGUUUUUCCGCUCUCUGGGUCUGGCCCUGAAGGACGAGGUGUGCGUGGACGUGCUCAAGGCGUACGUCUCCCUCCUGAUCCGCGACCAGCAGACCGACCUCGUGGCGAGCUACGUCAGCCAGCUGCCGGCCGAGCUCGCCACCGCUCAGUACGCCGCUUUCCUGGAGACCGUCACCCAGCCGGAGCUCCGCCCACACUGCCUGCAGCUCGCAACCGAAGCCGGUCUGGAUGUCGCUGCGAUCACCAAGCUGGUGGUGGAGAACGUGAGAGAGAGAGAUGAGACGGAGUUCACGCACCACAGCCAGGCGCUGGAGACGGCGACCACGAAGGACGACCUGAGGAAGAUCGACGUCAUCGAUUGGCUCCUGUUUGACCCCGCCCACCGCGCCGAGUCCCUGAAGCAGUCCAACGCCAUCAUGAGGAAGUUCCUGGCCCUGCAGAAACACGACGCAGCCAAGGCGGUGUUCUCGAAAGUCCCUGAGGACUCCAUGAGGGAGAUCUACUGCCAGUGGGCGGGGCUCGGUCAGACCGCCACGCCUGCCGAGGACGAGAACGCCAUCAGAGAACACCUGUGCAUACGAGCCUACCUGGAAGCCCACGAGGCCUUCACUGAUUGGUUCAGCCACAGUAGCUCCGCCCCGCAGAAGCCAGCGCCCGCCCCAGAGGCCAAAUUCACCGAGCGAGUAGCCAAUGAGAUGCGAGAGAAGGAGUACCAGGCGUCGCUGGCCGCCUGGUCGUGUCGUCUGGACGUCCUGACCGAAGACGUCAAAGAGAGAAUCUACAACGUGCUGCUGUUCGUGGACGGAGGCUGGAUGAUCGACAACAGACAGGACUCGGAGCCGGACUCAGAGCGCAGCCACCAGAUGGCGGUGUUGCGCUCUCUGUGUCUGCCUCGCCUCAGCUUCCUGUUGCUCAGCGUGCUGCAGAACUCGUCCAGACACCAGGAGGCGCUGCGACUGGCCGACAUCAUCUCGUCUGACCAGCACCGCCUCUACCAGGUUUUCUCCAAAGAGGAGUUGCGGAGGUUCCUUCAGAAGUUGCGGGAGUCGUCGCUCGCCCUGUUGGACCGAGGAUCCGACCCGCUGGGCUACGAGUUACAGCCAUGAACACACACACACACACACACACACACACACAGUUGUCUUUUUGGAUUGUGUU